GUUCAUUUAUUUGAAUAGUCUUCUCUCUCGUCCCUGCAAAUCAGUUUUCUCUUCUCAUCUCAGUUCUCACACACCGCCGUGUCCGCUGGUUUUUGCACCCCAAAGUGCGGAGUCCGGGAAACGAAGAUGGCCGAUAAUCCCUUCAAUCCUUCGGGAGGGUUUGGGACAUCCUCAUCCCUAUUUGGAGCCAGCAGUGGUUCUUCUCCAUUUUCAUCUUCAUCUGCUACUGGCCCCUUUAGUUUUGCAUCUUCGUCUUCAUCAGCUUCUACUGCUACUACUGUUACAACUCCAUCGUUUUCAGGCUUGUUUUCGUCAAGUUCAGCUUCAAAUUCAGCCACUACAUCGCCUUUCGGUGCUGCUGGGUUCUCUUUCUCAGUUGGUUCGCCAUUUUCUUCAAGCAGCGCUAGUUCGAAUACAACAGCAGCCUCUACUGCAGCAGCUUCUACUUCUUCUAGCACUUCAGGCUUCUCUUUUGCUCCAUCUUCUUCCUUUGGAUUUGGCAAUCCAGCUUCAUCAUCAUCCCCGGCAUCCGUAUUCUCUGAAAAGGUCGGGGCAUCAUCUUCCCCGUUCGGUGCCAGCAGUGGUUCAACUUUAUUUUCAUCUUCACCUGCACCGGCUACUUCAAGUUCUUUUGGUUCUUCGUCUUCAUCUUCAGCGGCAGCCCCAGCCCCAGCCCCAUCUUUUUCAAGCUUCAUAUCUUCGAGCUCAGCUUCAAAUUCUACCACCACUUCACCUUUCUCAUCUUCUACAGGGUUCCCCUUCCUGGGUGGUUCAUCUUUUGGAAAGAGCACUGAAAGUUCGACUACAACAGCAACCUUUACUACAGUACCUUCCUUAACAGCUGCUUCUUCUUCAUCAAGUUCUUCAGGCUUCUCUUUUUCCCUCCCUUCUUCAGCCUCUCAACCUACCUUUGGUUAUGGCAAUGCAGCUUCAUCUUCGUCAUCAUCAUCAGCACCCACAGUCCCUGGGACAUUUGGGACAUCUUCAUCCCCAUUUGGAGCCAGUAGUGGUUCCCCUCUAUUUUCAUCUUCACAAGCACCGGCUACCACUACUACCACUACUGCUGCUAUGAGCUCUUUUGGUUCUUUAUGUUCACCUUCUACUGCUACAGCUACUACUCCAUCUUUUCCAAGCUUAUCAUCAUCGAGCACAGCUUCUUCUACGGGAUUCUCUUUUGGGGGUAGUUCACCAUUUUUGAAGAGCACUGCUAGUUCAACACCAACAUCCACCUAUACUACAGCACCUUCUUUAGCAGCUGCUUCUUCAUCAAGCUCUUCAAGCUUCUCAUUUGCCUCGCCUUCAGCUUCUCAACCUGCAUAUGGAUUUGGCAAUGCAGCUUCAUCAUCAACACCUGCACCCACAUUGUCUGGCUCUGCUGUGUCAAAACCCACUUCCUUGUCUUUUGGAACAUCAUCAGCACCAUUGUUUUCGACUGUUACUACCACAACUGCUUCUACCCCUGCAGCUAGUACUACCACUGCUUCAACUCCAGCAUUCCCGGCCUUUAACUUAAGUUCUUCGUCUUCUUCUGCUACAGCUUCAUCAGCUGCACCUGCUAGUUCAGCUGCUACAUCAGCUGCUGUGAGUUCUUUGACUGGAUUUGGUGUGACAAAUGUAGCCGCUACAUCUGGGAGUUCUGGUUCUUUCUCUGGCUUUUCUUUAUCAACAAAACCAUCCACUCCUGCUUCGUCCUCACAAGCACAAGCCAUUGCCACUGCUCCUGUAUUCAGUCUCACUGCUUCUGGUUCUUCUGCUUCAACAACUUCAACUUCCAUUAGUACUUCUGCCCAAACAUCAUCGGCACUUGUUGUAGCUUCAAGUAGUGGGACAAGUUCAAGUGCUACUGCUGCAGUAUCUACCACCCCAAAAUUACCUUCGGAGAUAACCGGAAAGACAGUGGAGGAGAUCAUCAAGGAAUGGAAUGCUGAACUGCAAGAACGCACUGGAAAAUUUCGAAAGCAGGCUAGUGCAAUUGCUGAGUGGGAUAGGCGAAUCUUGCAGAAUCGUGAUGUUCUUCUUAGGCUUGAGAUUGAAGUGGCAAAAGUGGUUGAGACCCAAGCUAGCUUGGAGCGACAACUGGAGUUAAUUGAGACUCACCAACAAGAGGUUGAUAAGGCUUUGCAAAGUAUGGAAGAAGAAGCAGAACGAAUUUAUAAAGAUGAGCGUGGAUUGCUUCUUGAUGAUGAAGCUGCGUCAACAAGAGAUGCAAUGUAUGAGCAGGCAGAAAAUGUGGAGAGGGAGCUGGAGCAUAUGACGGAACAGAUCAAGUCGAUUAUUGAGACAGUAAACUCUAGUCAGGGUGGGGAACUCGAGGCACUUGACGGAAUGACUCCCCUAGAUGUGGUGGUCAAGAUCUUGAAUAAUCAACUAACUUCUUUAAUGUGGAUCGAUGAGAAGGCUGAGGAAUUCUCUGGUCGUAUUCGGAAGCUUGCAGCCCAGGGUAAUGCUGCAGAUGGAGAAUUAAUUGCUGCUCCAAAAUAUUGGAUGUCCUGACCCUUCCAGGAGUUGCUGUUGUUGAGUUUAGUAACUACAGAGGGAGUAUGGUUAAUUUUUCCAAAUUAUUUUGGCAUCAGAUGGAUUAUGUAUAAGACCUGACUUUCAGACUUGGUCUAACUGAUUGUUUCAUUAAGAAAAAUUGAGGUUUCAAGGCCUGUA
Messenger RNA from Gossypium raimondii (Peruvian cotton), 2655 nucleotides. Its product is annotated as nuclear pore complex protein NUP62. Gene Ontology annotation, molecular function: phospholipid binding; structural constituent of nuclear pore. Bases 127 to 2493 code for a protein of 788 amino acids. NCBI's taxonomy places the organism in Eukaryota, Viridiplantae, Streptophyta, Magnoliopsida, Malvales, Malvaceae. The record is from RefSeq and is a predicted model, not a curated record. Gene Ontology annotation, biological process: protein import into nucleus; RNA export from nucleus. The transcript is spliced from 12 exons. Gene Ontology annotation, cellular component: nuclear pore central transport channel; nuclear pore.